ACAACGUCGCCAGUGUAACCACAGAAAAUUUGGAAUCCUGCUUUUGUAGGUUAAGUUUUAGAAAUACAUAAAUAGAAAAUGUCUUUAAAUGCGUGCUUAAUACUCCUUCCUCGAGUAUUCCGAAGUUCACAAUGUAAGAGUGUAAUUACCAAAAACUAUAUGUUAUAUAAAAACUUGUAUUUGUGUCGACUGCAAUCGACAACCCAAAAUAGGAACGAAGUCCUAGUGUACCAUGGCACUUUGACCACACAAUUACGGGGUGUUAAAGUCUUCUCGUUAAUGACUAGCCUGACUGGUAUAGUCGCUCAGCCGUUUAUAUACACUCAAUUAAUGUCGUUAAACAAUGUACCUCUAAUGAUUGUUGCGUGGUCUUUCUUUGGGCUAUUUACUAUCGGCACUCCUCUUCUACUACAUCUCUUAGCACGAAAGUACGUAACAACGCUGAAAUACAAACCCGAGACAGAUACUUACGUCGCGACAACACUAAAUCUUUUUAAUAUAGCAAAGGAAUUGGAAUUUAAGCCUGCAGAUGUAAAAGUUCCCGAAGUUCUGGGUAUGUUUACGAGUUUUACAGCUAAGGAUAAAGCGUUAUUUGUGGACCCAAGGUUUUUCUCAGAUCCGAAGCAUUAUGGAAGGAUAAUGGGUUAUGAUAAACCGUUAGAUUUUAAGUUGUGUAAGAGUAAUAUCAGUGAGGGUAAAAAGUAGUCGUUAAGUGCUAGUGUAGCAUAUUAGUCGAUUAAUAAAAAAUAAUUGUUGAUGUUU
Messenger RNA from Photinus pyralis (common eastern firefly), 762 nucleotides. Its product is annotated as transmembrane protein 70 homolog, mitochondrial. Gene Ontology annotation, biological process: mitochondrial proton-transporting ATP synthase complex assembly. Gene Ontology annotation, cellular component: mitochondrial membrane. The transcript is spliced from 3 exons. Lineage: Eukaryota; Metazoa; Arthropoda; Insecta; Coleoptera; Lampyridae. The record is from RefSeq and is a predicted model, not a curated record. Bases 79 to 705 code for a protein of 208 amino acids.